GGCGAAAGGAUAGUUGUGAGGUGCACAUGCUCACCUUGAGCUUCCUGAGCAAGGGACAUUAUGAGCUACUGGCCUUUCCAGACGCUUGCCAAUCAAAUCACCUCCUGUCAGCAUGGUGGAGGGAGAGUAUCGCACAGUGUGAAUCAAUCUGUGAUGAGUGUGGGCUCAUUCGCCAACAGGUCUCUGGCAGAGCACAAGCAGUUUCACGAUGAGUAUCGGUCAACCCAAGAGUGAAGGAGCCCCGCUACUGCCGACCGCCUCCUCCGACCCUGUCGUGGACAAGAUCGAAGCAGAGCCGACCCAUCAUGCUCUACUCGGUAUUACGUGCGUGGCUUUGGCGUCUCUGUGCUUUAGCCUCAUGGUCACGUUCAUCAAGUACAUGACGUUCUCGUUCUCAUCCAUGGAGGCCACAUUCUGGCGCUCAAUCGGCGUCCUUGUGUUCAAUUACAUUACAGUAAAGGUAUCAGGGACAAGUCUAUACGUUCCGCCUGAAUACCGUCGGAUGCUGCUAUAUCGCUGUCUCGUUGGCUUUACCUGCAUGGGCUUUGCCUUCUACGCGAUGUCACAAAUGGUACUGGCCGACGCUAGUGCAUUAAUCCUGACUUCGCCAAUUAUGACCUUCUUCAUGAGCGCGAUCUUUUUGGGAGAGAAGAUCGAUCCUGUGAGUCUAUUGUGCGCUUUCGGUUCAUUUGGCGGCCUGAUCUGUGUCGUACGACCGGGUUUUCUGUUUGGAUAUGAUGACUCGGUCGCUGCGAAGGCUAACUCUUGGAUUGGAGUGUGUUCGGCACUCCUCGGAGCGCUGAGUCAGGUUGGGGUAUUCCUGACCGUGCGCCAGCUGAAGGGACUCAACGUUUUCGUGAUAGUUCAUUAUUUCGCGUUGGCUAGUGUCAUUUUGACGAUGCUGUGGCUGACGCUGAUUCAACAGUCCUUCCUCAUUCCUUCGACGUUCCAACUCUGGAGAGCCAUCCUGGGAACUGGUGUGUUCGCAUUCGGCGGCCAAAUGCUGCUCACAAAAGGCUUCCAGCUUGAAAAAGCUGGCAUUGCGGCUGUCAUGCGCUAUCUGCAAGUGGUAUUCGUCUUCAUUUGGGACUCGCUUAUUUUGGGCGAGCACAUCAACCACUGGAGCAUCGUCGGCGCGUUCAUUAUCGUAUCUGGCGCAGUGGCUAUUGCAGUACGAAAGAUCAAGACUGUACGAGGCUAGCGCUCAUGUAAACUGCAGUAGUUGGAGUCAAGCGUGCAAAUGACGGAGACAAAUGUAGUAGCGGACGAUACCCAAUUCUUUUUAACUUGCUGUUAUUAAAAUUGCACGAUCAAAAUGAUUGGAAUGUCUCCAUAGUA
This is a messenger RNA of Phytophthora nicotianae INRA-310, 1338 nucleotides long. RefSeq lists its product as hypothetical. The transcript is spliced from 4 exons. Gene Ontology annotation, cellular component: membrane. The coding region runs from base 209 to 1201 and encodes 330 amino acids. NCBI's taxonomy places the organism in Eukaryota, Oomycota, Peronosporomycetes, Peronosporales, Peronosporaceae. The record is from RefSeq and is a predicted model, not a curated record.